CGAUUUAUUUCCACCAGAGGAGCAUCGCAAAAAUGGAUAUUGUGUAGUUUACAUCCACUUCUUCAGAGGGCAGUAGUGCGCGGAGGCAUUUUACGAUUACAGAAAAAAAAGGUCCUCAUGUCCUCUCUCAGCGAAAUGGCGAAUUCGAAUAACAGGAUCGUUGUUCUGAUUGACAUGGAUUGCUUCUUCUGUCAGGUGGAAAUCAAGUUGCAACCGCAACAUGAAGGAAAACCACUUGCUGUUGUCCAAUAUAAUCAGUGGGAGAUGGGCGGGAUAAUAGCAGUUAAUUAUGAGGCACGGAAUUUUGGUGUAACUAGGCAUAUGAGAGGUAAAGAAGCUAAAGAGAAGUGUCCGGAUAUAGUUCUAGUCAGUGUACCAUGCCUUCGUGGAAAAGCAGAUACAUCUAGAUAUAGAAAAGCCGGUCGCGAGGUUAUCCAAGUUAUAAAAAAGCAUUGUAAUGUAACGGAGCGUGCUAGUGUUGAUGAGGCAUAUCUUGACAUUACGGAUAUUGUUGAUAAGAGAUUAGCUGCAUCUAAAGUUUCUCCAAAACAACUGAUAUCAUUUCUUGCAAAUACAUAUGUCGUAGGAUAUUCGGAAAUUAAUAAAAAUGACGAAGAGAGGUGUAAAGGGCUACAGACUUGGAUACUAGACUCUUUUAAAGAACUGCACAAUGAUCAAGCUCAGAGACUCGCCGUAGCUGGCAUAAUAGUUGAGGAGAUAAGAGAUAGUAUAUAUAGAGAAACCGGAUUCAAAUGUUCUGCUGGAAUUUCACAGAACAAGAUAUUAGCAAAACUAGCAUGUGGAUUACAUAAACCAAAUCGCCAAACAAUUUUACCUGAAACAGCUGUUUCAAGCUUGUACUCGACGCUUCCAGUGAAAAAGGUCCGAAAUCUCGGUGGAAAGUUUGGCGAUGUUGUGGUCGAUUCUCUUGGUUGUAAAGUUAUGGGAGAUCUAUUGCAAUAUUCUUUGGAACAAUUAAAAAAGCAUUUUGACGAAAAGACAGGAUUUUGGCUGUAUAAUAUUGCUCGAGGUAUAGAUGACGAGCCUGUCACCAAUAGACUAUUGGCAAAGUCCAUCGGGGCGUGUAAAAAAUUUCCUGGGAAGCAAGCUAUUACUUCAUUAGAAGUGUUGAAGCACUGGGCCGGGGAUCUGGCAGCGGAAGUGUGCGAACGGCUUGAAGAGGAUUUUGAGGAGAACCAACGACGUGCUACACUACUCGUAAUCUCUUAUCAUUAUUAUCACAACAGAAGUACCAUAUCCCAAACGCGUUCGCUUGCGUUAAACUCGUACAAACCAGAGAAAAUGGCGAAUCAAUGCGUGGACAUUAUCACCAAGUCCACCCAGUACCCAGUGGCAUUCAUGGGAAUUUCUGUUACUAAAUUUGUACCAUCGAAAGAGAGCGGUAGCUUCUUAAAAUUCUUUAAAAAUAUCAAACCGAAAGACGAGGAAGUCGUUAUUUUAAAUUCACAUAGACAUACGAUGAACUCGAUGUCCAAUUUAGAAGCGAAAGAAAAGACGCCUUCCAAUAGCAAAGAAGUUUAUUCAUUGGAAAGUAAAAGACAGAAGUCUCAGAAAGUCAAAGAAUCAAUCGCAAAAACUAAUGAAGGGAUGAUGAAGGGAAGCAAAAGAAUCAUUAACUUAAAUACGAGCGCUGAGGAUUCGCCUACAUCAAAAAGAGUUUCCAAGCUAAUCCAAGUGUGCAACGAGCGCGACAAGACCAGAACAAAGAAUAAACGUCUACCAGGUAUGGUAAUAAAUAAUAAUGACUUUCAAAAUUCCUUCUUUAUGAACGUAUACAAGACAGAGGAGAAAAAAUGUUAUAGUAAUGUUGACGAAAGCACCAAUACUAUGGAAGAAUCGAAAUGUAGAAAACGAUUGAUUGUGUCUAAUGCGAGUGAAAAAGGUGCGAAUGAUGAGAAUAUCGAUGAUUACAACAUAGAUUUACGCAGACAAGUAAAUGUUUAUGAAACACCUUCCACAAGGCAUAUACAUAUGCAUGUAAAUAGCAUGAAUAAUGAAGAGCUUACAGAGGAGAAUAACAAAAGGACUUGUGCACAAGAUCCUUUGAUGCAACUACGAGAAAUAUUUCCAGACUUGGACGAUAUAGAUCCAGACAUCCUAUCUCUGUUGCCAGCCGAUUUGCAGGAGGAAGCAAAAUUGUAUAUGAAAUCGCGAGGUAAGAAACAGGAGAAUGUUAAGAUCGCUUGGGAGUUGCCGAAAACGGGAAGAGGAAGAUCCAGCAAGGCCACACUCGCUGGCAAGAGCGACAAGAGGCGUAGUCCCCUGUAUAAUUUCCUGAUCAAGACCAACUCGGACAAGUAUAAUGUGCCUCUAGAGCGAUGUGCUGAGUGCGAUCAAAUGAUACCUAUAACAAAGUUCAGCGAACAUGUAGAUUUCCACGUCGCACAAAACUUAUAUCAGAAGAUUAAUAAGCCGACAUCGAGCGAGAAUGGAAACGCAAAAAGGAGACUUGAGGAUAAUGAAGUUAAUGUCUUCACGAAGCGUUUUCAGACGUCAAAUGUUUGUGAACCUAAUAAGGAUUUUCGAUCGGCAACUACGUCCCUCUCAUGACUGUGAAUCCAGUGUGUUUUUCGAUAUUUUAUCACCAACAAUAAUACCACUCUGAUGAUAGUUUAUCUCUUAUUAAUCGCGAUCGCGAUGACAUUGUGUAUCCAUUGUAAUUACAGACAAAAUUGUAGGCUAAAUAUUGUAUAUUUGUAUAUAUCAUAUAACUGCAAAAAUGUACAAUCUAAUUUAAAG
Messenger RNA from Trachymyrmex cornetzi, 2760 nucleotides. It is a transcript of the gene DNApol-eta, whose product is annotated as DNA polymerase eta. Gene Ontology annotation, biological process: error-prone translesion synthesis; response to radiation. Gene Ontology annotation, molecular function: damaged DNA binding; DNA-directed DNA polymerase activity. The coding region runs from base 118 to 2571 and encodes 817 amino acids. The record is from RefSeq and is a predicted model, not a curated record. Lineage: Eukaryota; Metazoa; Arthropoda; Insecta; Hymenoptera; Formicidae. Gene Ontology annotation, cellular component: replication fork; nucleus; site of double-strand break. The transcript is spliced from 8 exons.